AAUUCUAAAGGAAGUAGCGGCUCGCGAACUCAACGGGCUGAUCUGAUUGAGUGAUUGUGUUUCAUUCCAGGUUCGUGAACCAACAAUAUCUCUGGCUCUUUUUUUCUUUCUUUGUCCCCUACAGUCAUGUCCUCCGAAUCCAAAUCUCAAACCCCCUCCUCUGCAAUCAUACCACCACAGCCAGGGGAAUGUGAAAACUCAUCGAAGGCCAUGAGCAAGAAGGCAGACCAAAAAGAAGCCUCCCCCGCACGCAAGGCUAAGCAACAGAAGGUGAUAAUACCAAACAAAGACGGUGAAAAUCUCGUGGGGUUAUUGCAUGAAACUGGGUCGAAAGAGAUUGUGAUAUUGUGCCAUGGUUUCCUAUGCACAAAGGAGAACAACACCAUAAAGAAGCUAGCUCUUGCUUUGGAAAAUGAUGGGAUAAGUGCCUUUCGCUUCGAUUUUGCUGGUAAUGGAAAGAGCCAAGGAUCUUUACGCUAUGGUAGGUAUUUGGGAGAGGUUGAAGAUUUACGUGCUGUGAUUGAAUACAUUGGUGGAGUAGCAAAUCGAGCUGUGAGUGCCAUUAUUGGUCAUAGUAAAGGGGGUGAUGUGGUUCUAUUGUAUGCUUCUAAGUACCAUGAUGUUCAUACAGUUGUGAAUAUCUCUGGUCGUUUUGAGCUGAUGAGAGGGGUUGAGUUUCAUUUGGGUAAAGACUACAUGGAAAUGAUAGAGAAAGAGGGGUUCAUUGAUGUUAAGAACAAAAAAACAGGGAGUGUUGUUUAUCGAGUGACUAGAGAAAGUUUGGUGGAGUGUCAAGGUACAAAUAUGGGCGAAGUGGGUUCUGGGAUUGAGAAGGAAUGUAAGGUCUUGACGGUGCAUGGAUCCGCUGACAAUAUCGUCCCUGUUGAAGAUGCACUGGAGUUUGCAAAGGUUAUAGCUAAUCACGAGUUGCAUAUAAUGGAAGGUGCAGAACAUGGGUACACAGCACAGCAGACCGAGUUAGCCACAGUUGUGUUGGAUUUUGUAGGGAGGGCAACGCAGCAAGAUUGUGAUACAAACAACUAAACAUGAUCAGAAGGAUUUUUUAGAAGAUUUUAAUUUUCGUUGUUGUCAUUGUCUCGGUUAUUAUUACACUUUUGUCUUGAAUAUUAUUCCGAUACCAAAUUACUGUUUACUUUA
Messenger RNA from Quercus lobata, 1158 nucleotides. RefSeq lists its product as uncharacterized. The transcript has a single exon. Lineage: Eukaryota; Viridiplantae; Streptophyta; Magnoliopsida; Fagales; Fagaceae. The record is from RefSeq and is a predicted model, not a curated record. Gene Ontology annotation, cellular component: cytosol. The coding region runs from base 127 to 1044 and encodes 305 amino acids.